UAUUCGAUGGAUUUGGACACUAUACGCUAACAUGCUGCAGUCUUAAAUGAGGCGGUCAUGGAGAAAAACGAUUCUUGUGGAAUAUUUAAAGCCUACACAGUCAUUUUCUUGUUUUCCUUAUAUCCCAUUCUCUGCCAAGGAAGCUGGAUGUGGCUGGGAGUUACAUCCGCGGGUGUUCCGGAGAAAAUUAGUUGCUCGAAUAUUCCUUUAACAAGCAAACAGAAGGAUAUAUGUAAAAGAAAACCUUAUCUGUUAGCGAGCAUCCGAGACGGCGCGCGUCUGGGGAUCGCCGAAUGCCAGACCCAGUUUAAGCACGAAAGGUGGAACUGCUCCACCACCAGAGACUUAUCCGUCUUCGGGUACGAGCGGACCAGCGGGACGAAGGAGACAGCCUUCAUCUACGCAGUGAUGGCGGCCGGGCUGGUGCAUGCCGUGACGCGCUCGUGCAGUGCCGGGAACAUGACGGAGUGCUCGUGCGACGCCAGCCUGCAGGGCAGCGGGUCCUCCAGUGGAGGCUGGCACUGGGGCGGCUGCUCCGACGACAUCCAGUUCGGCACCUGGUUCAGCCGCAAGUUCAUCGACAGUGGAGUCAGGAACAUCUCGGCCAAGGAGGCCGAUGCCCUGGUCAGCAUGAACCAGCACAACAACGAGGCUGGGCGGCAGGCUGUGGCAAAGACAAUGCUGACGGAUUGCCGUUGCCAUGGCGUCUCGGGGUCCUGUGCCGUGAAGACCUGCUGGCGGACCCUGGCCCCCUUCGAGCGGGUGGGCCGCUUCCUGAAGCAGCGGUACGAGGACAGCGUGCACAUGCUGGACCGCAUCAAGGGGAAGGUGCGUCGCAAGGAAAAGGAGCAGCGCCGCAUGCCCGUCACCAAGGACGAGCUCGUCUUUCUCAACAAGUCGCCCAACUACUGUGUGGAGGACCGGCGGCUCGGCGUGGCGGGAACACGGGGCCGGCGCUGUAACCGCACGUCCAGCGGGCCGGACGGCUGCAGCCUUCUGUGCUGUGGGCGGGGCUACAACACGCACGUGGUGCGCAGCGUCGAGCGCUGCGAGUGCAAGUUCGUCUGGUGCUGCUACGUACGCUGUCGCCGAUGCGAGAGCAUGAGCGACAUGCAUACCUGCAAGUAGCACUCGAUUCCUGGACCAGGACCCCCCCCCCCCUUUACGCCCAUUCUCGGACACAGGUGAUCAUUCCCCAAUAAACAGAGACUGCAACUGCGCACUCAGGAAAUGAACAUGUGCAAGCAGUGAUGCUUUGGUGAGAUGGACACACCUGCUCUGCUGCUGUAUGGGAGCUGGAUUGAGUACCAGACGUGCAUUUUAACCCCCCGAGUCCAAGCACUGAACUGGCUCCGUCGACUCAAAUGUGACUGAUUCACUCAACAAACGCCUGUGGCAGUUUGGAUGCAAGAGCAGACCUGACUGGCUAUCAGUCAGGGCUUUGGGGUUUAAACCAUGGAAGGAUUCAGAAGGGAACAUGGACAGGUGCCUGACAGUGAAUUCCUGAAAUUAAGAGAGUGUUAAUAAUAAAUAAUUUACUUUGAAUGACUUUAAACAUUGUGUUUGCAUAUCUUUACAACCCACUGACAUGAUAAAGCCCAAUGUUUUGGUUAAAUUGUUAACAUUUUGUACUAUUUAAUACUACCACUGCAUAACCUUGGUCCUAUUACUGUCCUAAAUCCAAUGUUAUAUUCACGAUUUAAAAUUGAUUUAGCUACACCGAUAAGCCUUAUUUCUAAACGUUUUUUAUGUAAUUUAAUGAAUAAGCAUUAAAAAAAAAUUUUGACUUUACGUAUGCUUUGUAAGACAGUUAUUUUGAAAUGAUUUAAACCCAGACAA
This is a messenger RNA of Brienomyrus brachyistius, 1839 nucleotides long. It is a transcript of the gene wnt16, whose product is annotated as wingless-type MMTV integration site family, member 16. Lineage: Eukaryota; Metazoa; Chordata; Actinopteri; Osteoglossiformes; Mormyridae. Gene Ontology annotation, biological process: cell fate commitment; neuron differentiation; multicellular organism development. Gene Ontology annotation, molecular function: frizzled binding; cytokine activity. The record is from RefSeq and is a predicted model, not a curated record. Gene Ontology annotation, cellular component: extracellular region. The coding region runs from base 58 to 1128 and encodes 356 amino acids. The transcript has 4 exons.